Molecule: messenger RNA, 1187 nt
Organism: Ceutorhynchus assimilis (cabbage seed weevil)
Lineage: Eukaryota; Metazoa; Arthropoda; Insecta; Coleoptera; Curculionidae
Source: the annotation of a GenBank genome assembly
CUGCUCUGUUGCACAUAACCCCUGCGACUAUAAAAUCGUGUUACAUUUCUUGUUGCCGAUCAGUUAGCUUUUAGCAGUAGUGUUAGGUCGUAAUAGAAUUACAGGCAGGCAGGAGCGCAGGAGAAUUUAUUUGAGAUCGCCGAUCCGUCUUUCUGUUUUUAAACUUAACUAAACUUCGGAUCUUCAUUGGUUUGUAACUGUUUUUCAAUUUAGACAUGGCCACUUACGCUGCAUACAGGCACAUCGAAUUGGAUAAAGUGGGACACAGUAAAAAGAGUUAUCAACUAGAUCUAGACAGAAGAUUAUCAAGCACACAAAACACAGAACAACUCUCACUCGAUGACCUGGUACAGCACAUGACAUCCCAGAUUAUGAACAGUACCAGGAGAACCAUAACAAAAUUGAAAACCACCAGAAACCCUAAAAUAUCCCCAAAAACACAACAGCUAAUGACCGAGAGACGUAAACUAGAGAGAAGCACACCACAAUAUAGAGAAAUUAAUAAAACAGUUAAUAAGGCCAUCCGUAAGGACACCAGCAGGAUUCAUAGCACAAAUAUGAUGAAAGAAUGUAUAGCACAAAAUUCCAACAUGAAAGUCCUUAGGAAGAACAGAGCCAAAAACAGGACUAAAAUUUACCAACUUAUGGAUUCUGAGGAUGUUACCCACCGCAACCCUGUAACUGGAAACGGAGUGGCCUCUUGGGAUUCUAAGCCAGCCAAACCUAAAACAAAAGUCCAUAAAGAACGUAAUCCCGUUACUGGUGAGACUUACUUGAUUGCUUCAACGGAAACUCCUACCAAACUGGACAAUAAUUCAACCAUCCAUAUCAAAAGUGAGGCGAAAAAUUAGAAAACAAAAUCGAUUUUGAUAAAUUAUUACGACAAAAGGCGAAAACAAAAAAAAAAUUGUAGAUUUUACUUUUAUAAUAGGUAAUAGGACUUCUAUGUUCAAUGAUUUGGAUUUCUUUCAGUUAGUUGUACUUAAUUAGAUAACGAAUUGUCGAAAAAUUUUCGUCAAUUUUUCUUUGUUUCCUUUUUUUUUAUAUAAUUAGAAAUAAUAUUUAUUUGUAUUAACCAAAAAUACUAUAAUUUUGUAAUCAAUUAAUAUAAAUAACGUUUUAAUGUGAGUACAUAUAAGCUUAUUUCUUUUGAAAUACAUAAUAUAUUUAGAGUGUUUUAAUAAUAA